CCACAACAAACAGACAAACACACAGUUAGAAGGAGAAAAAAAGAAGAAACUCUCUGGCAAACAUUGAGCUAAAGGCAUUCACACACACAUUCAUAUAGAAAUACCUGCACACUGUGCUCUCUUCCUUGCAUGCGUGCCUGUGCGCCUGUGUGUGUCUGUGUAUGUAAGAGAGAGAGACCGAGAGAGAGAGCAAUGAUGAACUCGGCGCCUAGGCGCAUCAGCAGCAGGAAUAACAAUUAAAAUAAACGCGCAAAAUGUUGCAGGCGCAUAGCGACGCCAGCAGCACAUCGACGACAACAACAACAGCUAGAARCAGCGCGGAAAGCAACGACAGCGUCGCAGCUUCGACGCCAACACAGGAGGAAAAGACACAGCGUCGACGCUCCACCUUCUACGUUCCGUUGGUAAUCGAGGACGACGACAGCGCUGAAGUCCAGCCACAGCAACAGCAACAGCGCCAUCUAGCGCCGCACGGCGGCAGCAGCUCAAGUCUGAGCAGCAACAGCUGGAAAAAGGGCAACGCUCCUAAGGCAGCUGAGCGCAAAUCUAACGGSAGCAGCAGCAGCAGCGGCGGCGGCAGCAAAAUGUCACCGCCUUGCGGCUUCAAUUGGAGCAUUAGCGGCAGUGACGUCGCUGCGCAGUAUUCUGACUCUGAUGACGAGCAGCAGCCGCAGUUACAGCAACGCCAGCGCCAGCAAUUGGUAAAGUCUGCAGCUGCAACAGCAUCAGCUGCACCGUCAACAGCGACGCCAGCGUCGAACGCCAAGCUUAAGCGCUAUGGCAUUGUUCUGAAUGUGAUCAGUCUUAAUGGCAGCGGCAGCGGCAGCGGCGCUGACGAUAGCAGCGGCGGCGUUGAGCCUUUAGCUAAUAUGCCGCCAGAUGGCGCCAGGUGUGCGCCACGCACUCAUUUCAAUGAAGAUAACGACAUUGUGAUGGCAAUGCCGCCCAAGCAGCAGGCGCUCUCGCUCUCACCCGCACACUCGCGUCAAUCGUCAGCGGCCGUGGACGUCGCCACCGGAGCCGCUGCUGUCGACGACGAUGACUCAGAGAUAAGCCGUAUGCAGACAAACACCUCAACGCCCAUCAAGCUAAUGAAGUCGCGUUCGCGCACAAACAUUUUGGCUGUGCCGCUGCCCAGUGUGGAGCGCGGUCUGGCAACGACGACGUCAUCAUCGGCGUCAGCGUCAGCGUCAGGGGCAGGGGCAGCGGCAGCUGGAACCACAACUGCGAAAACAACAACAACGUUGAUCACACUGCGCGCUAAGGCAAAAACGCUGCCGCAGAACCUAUCGCCGUCAGUUGCACUGCGCGAGGCGGCCGCGCUGGACGACACGGCGCACUAUUACAACAACAACAACAACAAUAAUAAUAAUAAUAAUAACAAUAACAAACAGCAGCAKCAACAUCAGGCACUGCCGCAACGUCAGCUGUUUGGCGGCAGCAGCAGCAACUGCGCUGGUUCCGGCUGUGGUUCCGGUUCCGUUUCUAGUUCAACAGCCUCGCCCUAUAAGCUGCAGAGCAGCGCCUCAGCCGCGUCCAUUCUAACGCACAGUUUUCCGCCCAAGAAUCUGUUCCUCUUAAAGUCGACGCCAAAGCUGUCAGCGGACGCCACGCCUCCGCCCACGCCCAUCACCUCGCCGCCAAAGAAGUCGCUGAGCUUCAUUCGCCGCGCCCACUCCACGAAAUUGUCGCGCAGCAAUUCGCUGCUGAAGACAAUCGGCAGCGGCGGAGCAGGCGCCGGCGCCGGCGCAACGUCAACAGCGACGCAUCAGUCAGUGCAGCAGCAGCAUUACGGCAUGUCGUCCGGCACAGCGCUGUCGGCUUCAAGCAGCUGCGCCAGCGUCACGGACCGCUGGUGCUGGAACUUCUACAUGGACUACGACAUCUGCCCGCUGAGCCUGGACGAGCUGGGCGACUACUUCCAGAGGGACCACUGCGAACAGCUCAUCUGCGAGCGCUUCAUGCUGAAGGAUCUCCACCCGCACUCGACGGCCAACGCUUCGACUGGGGCCACUGAUGCCUCCCAGUCGGUGUCGGAGCAGCAGGGCAACGCAGCAGCAGGAGCGGCAGACGAUGAUGCGGGACAUCAUUCCGAUACUUCAUAUGAGAAGGCCUGUCGACGCGGCUCGGCGCCCACAACCCCCAUUCUGGGCAACAAACAGCAUCAGACGGAGCAUAAUGCCACCUCGCGCUUUACCAAUUUCUUCUCGAAGAGAUCGAAUCCUCUCAAGCGUACAAAGUCUGUCACCAAAUUGGAGCGCACCAAGCGCGGAUCGGGUGGUCUGCGUGGCUCGCGCUCCCACGAGAGCCUGCUCUCGAGUCAUGCCGUCAUGUCCACCAUUGAUUUGUCAUGCAGCGGCGCUGUGGGCGUAGCGCCCGUGCAUCAGUCGGUGCUGGGGCGCCGGCACUGCUUCCAGGUGCGCGGCGGUCCGCGCGGCGAGCGCUACUACUCGUGUGGGUCGCGGCAGGAGCGAGACCUGUGGAUCUACUCGCUGCGCAAGUCGAUCGCCCCGAAUGCGGAGCACACACGCCGCAUGGACAACUCGCUGAAGCUGUGGGUGUACGAGGCAAAGAAUUUGCCGGCGAAGAAGAAAUACUUCUGCGAGCUGCAGCUGGACAAGACGCUGUACGGCCGGACGAGCGUCAAGCUGCAGACGGAUCUGCUGUUCUGGGGCGAGUACUUUGACUUCCCCGACAUACCCGAGAUCAACGUGAUCACGGUGAAUGUGUUCCGCGAGGUCGACAAGAAGAAGAAGCGCGACAAGUACCAGUUCGUGGGCUCGGUGAAGAUACCCGUGCACGAGGUGACCUCGCGGCCCUACUGCGAGGACUGGUAUCCCAUACUGAGCGACAAGGCCGGCGACAGCCUCGGCCGCGGCGGCUUGGGCAAGGACAAGGAGCGGGAGCUGCAGCCGACGCUGCGCAUCAAGUGCCGCUUCCAGAGCACCGACAUCCUGCCCAUCAAUGUCUAUGGCAAUUUCCUGGCCUACCUCAAGGAGAACUACAAGCGCGUCUGCGAGACGCUCGAGCCGGUGAUCGGGGUCAAGGCCAAGGAGGACAUUGGGCAGGCGCUCGUCCUGCUGAUGCACGCGCAGGGCCUGGCCGGCGCCUUCCUCACCGACGUCGUGGCCCUCGACCUGCUGCGCGUGGGCGACCAGCGGCUGACCUUCCGCGGCAACUCGCUGGCCACCAAGAGCAUGGAGGCGUUUCUGAAGCUGACGGGCGAGCAGUACCUGCAGGACACGCUGUCGGCGCCCAUCAACGAGCUCAUCCAGUCCGACCGCGACUGCGAGGUGGACCCCACCAAGACGAGCGGCUCCUCGUCCGGCUCGCUGCAGCGGCAGCAGGCGGCGCUGCGCACCGCUGUGCGCAGUGCCUGGCAAUGCAUUUACGAGUCGCACAAGCAUUUUCCGCCCCAGCUGCGCGCCUGCUUCGCGACGUUCCGGGAGCGCCUGCAGCAGCUGGGCCGCCAGGACAUGGCUGACAAUCUGAUCUCGGCCAGCAUAUUCCUGCGCUUCCUCUGCCCGGCGAUCCUCUCGCCGUCGCUGUUCAACAUCACCAGCGAGCUGCCGUCGGCGCGCGCCACUCGCAACUUGACGCUGGUGGCCAAGACGCUGCAGACGCUGGCGAACUUCACGCGCUUCCAGGGCAAGGAGAACUUCAUGGAGUUCCUCAACGACUUUCUCGAGCAGGAGGCGGGGCGCAUGCAGCAGUUCUUGGAGUACAUCUCGACGCGGCCCGACCACGCCACGCCCGACUCCAUACUGGACUGGGCGGGCUACAUCGACCAGGGCAAGCAGCUCUCCAUCCUGCACAGCCUGCUCAGCGAGAGUCUGGCCAAGCUGCCGGAGGCGCGCCAGCACGAGCUCGAUCCCCUGCAGCACAUACUGGACGACAUCAGCCGUGCCAAGGAGUUGUCCGCGGGCCAUGCCCUGGCCUCCGGCUAUCUGCCCACGGUCAUGUCCACGCACAGCAUUGCCAGUGAGAACCAGGAAAAUCGCCAGCCGGAUGCCACUGCUGGCUCUGGCAUGGUGCCCAGCAGCUCGAGCAGCUCGCUGCAGCACCAACAACAGCAACAACAGCAGCAGCAACAUCAGCAGCAGCAGCAGUUGGCCCAGCCGCAGCAUGCGGUGGUCAGUAAGCCACUGCCCGCAGAGCGUGGGAUCAUGCGAGGCGUGCUGACGCCCAGCGCACUGGAGAAGAACAUAUUCCGCUACAAUGAUCCCACGGUGAAUGUGCGUCUGCAGCAGCAGCAGCAACAGCAGCAGCAGCAGCAGCAACUGGAGCAGCAGCACUCGCAUCAGCUGCUAUCCAACUCGCAGAGCUGCAUUGCGGGCCAAGCAGGAGGAGGAGGAGGAGGGGCAGGUGGUGGCUCCGGCUACAUGAACAGUCCGGUGCUGCAGCACGCCCAGUCGCAGAGCUCGAUGGCGUCCUCCUCGCUGAAUGGCAGCAGCAGCAAUCUGCUGCAUCAGCACCAGCACCAGCAGCAUCCCGCCCAGCAUCUCAACCAGCACUGCCCGCCGGCUCCGCAGACGAGCGCUGCCAGCACCAUGGAGCGCUUGGAGCGCAUGGAGCGGCUGGGCCAGACCUAUCAGUAUGUGGUCAAUCACAAUGGCAACGCCAGCGGCAAUGGAGACUACGAUAGCUCCACGGGUGGCAGCUCCCGGGCGCGUACCUUGCCCCGCAACAACAACAACAAUAACGGCAAUGCCAACGGCAAUGGCAAUGGAAAUGGCGGAGGCACUGGCAGUGGCAACGGCAACGGCAGCAAUAGCAAUCAGAGCGGCAGCUAUGAUGAUAUGCACGGCGAGUUCAUCCAGAUCUCUGGCCUGGACACGAGCAGCGCCUUCGUGCGCAAGUCGCCCACGCCGCUGCUGAAGGCGGGCGCCGCAGCGGCGCCGCGCGGCACGCGCGCCAAUCGUCACAAUCUGAACCUGUACCUGGGCAUACCCGACCCGCGUGCGCCGUUCAAUCCCAACUCGUAUAUGCCCAAGAAUCUGGAGGAUCUGGACGAUCUGAUCAAGUACGCCGAGGAGCAGGAUGUGAUUGUGGAUCCGCAGCCCAGCGGCAGUCACGCCCAUGGCCAUGGCCACGCCCACAACAAGCAGCAGCUCUCGGCGAAGAGCAGCCACUGCAGCUCCGGCUACCAGAGCAUCUCCACGAAUCCCUCCCCCGCACAGUCCUCCAGUCCAGUCGAGAGCCAGCUGCAGCCGCAGCAGCCACAGCAACAGUCGUCGCAUAAGCUGGGCGCUCCGCUGGCCUUCAAGAAUCCCUCGUACCAGCUGCAGAGCACCGCGCCCACCGCCUCAACACGCGGCCCGCCCACGCCGCAGCAGCAGCAGCAGCAGCAGACGACGACGUCCUUUGGCGGCCGUGUGAAGCUGAUGGGCGCUGGACUGGUGGCGGCACGGGCCGCCUUCUUGAACAGCGGCGGCACCUUGGAUGCGGCCACCUUGACGCCCAGCUCCUCGGACGAGCAGCUGUCCACGGACAAUCACUACAGCUAUGCGGCGGCAGCGGCUGCCGGCGCCAAUGUGGUCAGCAAAUUGGAGGCGCAGCGCUCGCUCAGCGGCGGCAGCAGCUCCUCCAACUCCAACUCGAACUCGAACUCGAACUCGAGCAAGCCGACCCACGCCUACGGCCGUCUCAAUGGGCCGCUCAAGCGCGAGGACGUCUACGACAGCGCCACUGGCUUGGCYGUGGCCUAUGCCAUGUCCACGCACCAGCAGCAGCAACAGCAGCAACAGUUGCAGCAGCAUUACCAUCACCAUCCCCACCAGCAACAUCAGCAGCAGCAGACGCAACAUCAACAGCAACAGCAGCUGCAGCAGGAUCACAAGCAAUACGCCAGCAGCGGCGGCGGGGCCAGCAGCACGGCGACAUCCUCUACGGCGGUCGCCCAGCGACGGCUCAGCCUCGACUCGGCGCGAACGCUCUCCGACAGCAGCACCGAUACGGAGGGUCACUGCGCACAGCUGCAGGAGGGGAAGCGACGUCGCCAGCUGCGCAGCAACGCCAACAGCGGGCUCAGCGGCGGCCCUGGAGUCUCGGUCUCGGUGUCGGACUCCUCGGGCUUGAGCCGGGGCUACGAUCAGAACGGCCAGAUUCAGCAGCUGCAGGAGACGCUGGAUACGCUGCGUCACACGCUGGACCGCGACGAGGCGGAGCUGCGCGACUCCAACGAUGAGCUGUUCGCCCUGCAGCGGCCAGGCGGAGGAGGGGGCGGCAGCGGAGGCAACGGCGUCAGCAACCUGAGCCUGCAGUCGGAGUCCACCAUGCGCAGCAUCAUCGACAGGCAAACUCUUUGCAGGCUCAUCACCAUGGAGGAGGAGCUGCGGCGCGAGCAGCUGAAGAUGUCGCUCGCCCUGUCGCACAAGCAGCGCGUCAUCGAGGAGCAGGGGCAGCAGAUCGCGGCUCUCGAUGCCGCCAACAGUCGGCUGCUGAGUGCGCUGACAGCGCUGCGUCAGCGCUACGAGACGCAGCAGCAGCAGCAACAACAGCAACAGCAACAGCAGCAGCAGCAGUAAGCACCAAAGAACCAGAAGCCACAGUGAACGAACGGUUGGAGCAGAGGAGCAGGCGGAAGCAGGAGCGACAGCAGCGGCAAGUGGGUGGUGGUUGCAUGUAGAGUAGCUACAGUCCCAACACACACACACACACACACAUGGACAUACAUACACAAGUUGGGCCGCCGUUGUCGUCGUGUUUUUUUAUUGUCAUAAGAUAUAUAUUUGUUUACGAAAUUUUUUUUUGAGCCAAUUUUUUUUUUUAUUAUUGCUAUGCUA
This is a messenger RNA of Drosophila arizonae, 6785 nucleotides long. It is a transcript of the gene raskol, whose product is annotated as Ras GTPase-activating protein raskol. NCBI's taxonomy places the organism in Eukaryota, Metazoa, Arthropoda, Insecta, Diptera, Drosophilidae. The record is from RefSeq and is a predicted model, not a curated record. Gene Ontology annotation, biological process: regulation of GTPase activity.